AGAUGACAGAGUGGCUGUCGUGACGCUGUGGUUGUCGAGUUUUAGGGGCCAGAAUAAAAGGGAGACCACUCUAAAGCCGAGACAAGGCGAGAGUUAAAGUACAUGAGCUGCCUUCACUACAAGAGACAGGUAACCAAGAAACUGAACAUAUUAACGUAACAAUCCAAGACAAGUAACAAUCAAGUUUAGACAUCAAGAAACUACUACAUCAACUUCUUGUGAACUCUGAAACUUAAGAUGUUAGGAAUGAAACCUUUUGUUUUCGCCCUGUUGGUCGCCUGUACGACAGCCCAAAUGCUGCCCGUACCCUCGUUCUUCAACGUCCCCGCCACAGCUUUCAACCCUGGAGGACGUGUGAACUUUCAAGGUUUAUCACUUGGAGAUAUUUGCAGAAAGCUAAUGAUGUUCGGUGGCAAAGAAGCUUUGUCUGACGGAAUGGGCGCUGCUUCUAAAUACUUCCACACACAGAGAGUGAGCGGAGCGAUGGCUGGAGGCAAUGACCCACAGAUGCAGUGCCUGUACAACCAAGCCACUGGCAGUAUGAUGCCAGGAAUGGCGGGAAAUACAGAUCCAGGAAAUAUGUUUGGAGAUUAUUUCGAUACAGUAAUCGAAUACCCAAUGAUCCUUGACCCGUGCUCAAGGCCACAGUGUAACGGCAAGGUCAACCCCACUGUCCUCCUCAUGCAGAUGUACGCUCCAAUGAUGCGGGGGAUGGGUGGGAUGGGCGGGAUGGGUGGUAUGGGGGGCAUGGGGGGUCUCUCAGGAAUGGGAGGAAUGGGAGGACUGCCUGGAAUGGGAGGCACUGGAGCCAUGGGAGGAUCCAACCCAUUUGCAUCGAUGAUGGGUCAAAGUCCUUUAAUGGCCGCCCUUAUGCCUGGGUUUGGAGGCAACACAGCCCCUAAAUCUACCGGGUCAGCAGCCACGCCUGCAACACCUGCACCACAAACAGCCCCAGCCACACCCGCCACACCUGCACAUCCAGCCAACAACAUGGCCCAGAUGAUGCAGAUGUUCCAGAACCCACAGAUGGCUCAGCUAUUACAGCAACUCAUGAUGCAACAGCUAGCUGGGGGCAAGACGCCCGCCGCAGGUUCGAGUCCCGCCCAGCCGUUUGGUGGAGGUUUUCCUGGGAUGUCGCCCUUCUUUUAACCCAGUACCCAGCAGCAGUUAUUAUAUUUAAUGUGUUGAGUCAGGCACUGGAGCAGUAGGCAGUCACUGACGAAAGCAAUUGUUUAGUGUAAUUUACAAUAAAUUUUUACAUUUAAAUUCA
This is a messenger RNA of Physella acuta, 1270 nucleotides long. RefSeq names its product putative PE-PGRS family protein PE_PGRS24. The record is from RefSeq and is a predicted model, not a curated record. Lineage: Eukaryota; Metazoa; Mollusca; Gastropoda; Physidae.